GGGGUGUAAGGUUCCGAGGGGUUGCGUUUUUUUCGUGGGGCUACAGCUUCUAGCUGUGCUCGCCGGGGCUCGCUCGUACGGCCUCAGGAGGGCUUGGUUUUUAAGCUGCCUUUCUCUUCUUCCUUUUAUUUCUCACGAUCUGUCCCCCAAAAUUUUCUUUCUCGCCCCGCGCUCCAAAAUUGUCCACAAUUUGGCCUCCGGAUCUGACUCUUUUGUUUCGGGAAGGGAUAAGGGUCUCAGGGUGAUUUGAUGAGCGAAACGUCUCGAUUCGGGUUUAACAGCCGUAACGUCGUCAACGAGGCAGUAGCAGCCUUCGCGGUUAGGCUUAGCAGCGCCGAGCCGCCGACUCGUCUGCUCUUCUUGGGCCGCACGUUGACGUCGCUGUCGUUGUUGCCGCACCAUGAAACAGGAGGUGUUCCUCGAGUGUGCCAUGGCGGUCGACGCCUCCGGCGACUCCGCGGGUCGGGCCGACCGGACCUCUGCGCGACGUCGCAACGCCAGCACCAGCGGCGGAGGAGACGCUGCGCCGAGCGACGUGUUGCUCCUUGACGACACACCCGUUGGCACGCCGUGCUCCGACUUCCUGGCGAUCGAAGAUCUGCCUAGCAUCCUCUCUGUUGAGGAGGGGACGCUCUGCGCUGAGGAGCAGCAGCAGCAACAACAGCAGCGGCAGCAGCAGCGCCGGCGCAAGAAGAAAAAGCGCACAGGCUCGAGCCUGGCGGCGAGCAACUUCUCCGACCUGUACUCCCUCACUGGGGAAGUGCUCGGCUGAGGGUGCCUAUGCCUCGGUACAGACUUGCAUCUGCCUCUACACCGGCAAGGAACACUGCCGUCAAGAUCAUUGAGAAAGGUCCUGGCCACAGCCGGGCCCGUGUAUUCAGGGAAGUGGAGACAUUCCAUCACUGUUCAGGCCACAAGAACAUCGUUCAGCUGAUUGAGUUCCUUGAAGAUGAAAAUCGGUUUUACCUUGUUUUUGAGAAGAUGCGCGGGGGUCCCCUGCUGCGACACAUCGAACAGCGAGUGCAGUUCACCGAGCAUGAGGCGAGCCGUGUGGUGCGGGAUAUUGCCGAAGCUCUGCGCUUCCUGCACUCCAAGGGCAUUGCGCACAGGGACCUCAAACCAGAAAACAUCCUGUGCUUCGACACAGAUCAGAUCUGGCCCGUAAAGAUCUGCGACCUCGACUUGGGUUCUGGUGUGGUGUUGCUGCCGGGCAACGAGGCAACGCCGCCCACAACGCCCGAGCUGCAAACGCCUGUCGGCUCGGCCGAGUUCAUGGCGCCCGAGGUGGUCGGGGCAUUUGUGGGCGAGGCGCACACUUACGACAAGCGCUGUGACCUCUGGAGCCUUGGUGUCAUCAUCUACAUCCUGCUGUGCGGCUACCCGCCGUUUUAUGGACGCUGUGGCAGCAGCUGCGGCUGGGAGCGUGGAGAGUUUUGCCAGGCUUGCCAGGACCAGCUGUUCACCUCGAUCCAGGAGGGCUGGUAUGACUUCCCCGACCGUGACUGGGCCAGCAUUUCAGACGAGGCCAAGGACCUCAUUUCGCACCUCCUCGUCAAGGAUGCCAGCCAGCGCUACACGGCUGAGGAAGUCCUCGCCCAUCCCUGGGUGGCCCACGGUGGGCCCAGUACUGCCCUGCACACCCCUUCGAUCAUUCGCAGGAACAACAGUGCUCGCGACCUUGCCGCAUUCGCUGAGAGUGCCAAUGCGGUCAAGCGGCUGGUCCAACACCAGAUGGCUUGGAGCAUGGAGCUGCGCUGUGGCCCGCCCCGUUCACUGGACACCCCCGAUCCAUCUCCUCCAACUGGCGGCUUUGGCCUCUCCCCUCCUGGGGAGUCGAAGCUCGCCCAACGCCGUCGCGCUGGCCGUUCUCUGAGCCUGCGCAGCUCAGUCGAGUCCAUCUCUCUCUCUGGCUGACUUUUGCUUUUUCCCUCUACCCUCUCUUUUUUUUUCUGCCUUUUCUUCCUGUUCCUGUUGCCUUUUUUUCUCCAGUCUGUCUUACUUGCUAUCCCCACUCUAGCCCCUCCUUGAGCCAUGGACUGUAAAGAAGUCCCUCAAAAACUCCUGUUUAAAAGGGUGUUCCCAAAACUUCCUUUUAGAGGAGAGUACACUCCAAAAGCACCCUUCAGAGGGUAAUCCCAACAUGCCCCGGACUCUGUGAAGAACUUCACGUCCUUGUUUUUUUGCCUACCUCAACCUCUUUAAAGAGACAGUGUAAAGCUGCGCCUUCUUCCAGGGUUCGUUUGGACUGCAACUGACAUUUGAGUGCUCGAGUUGUGCGUUGUCAGCAACCGCAAAACUGUAUGUGAACAAUGAUCUGUGAACUGGCUCGGUUGUGACGACGAAGUGUUGUUGCUCCUCAACGAGAAGCUGCGACAGCCGAGGAUUUUUCUCUUCCUUCGAGAUCAGUCGGUGCCGUUCCCACGUCGAGUCGUCAUUGUCGUUUCUGUGACAGACUGCCUUCGGAAGUGUCAACCUUGGUGUCAAGCCAGCUCGCCAUUACGCAUCGGAGGGCUUAAUGCGUCGGUGCUCGGAACUUCAGCUGCAGUGCAGAAGGCUCCCGGAAAAAAGUAGCUGCUUUAGUUUUCUGGAAGGGUCUCGUGAAAGUAUCACCAGAGAAGGGAGGGGGGGGGGAGGCUGGUGAGUACGGAAUCGAGACCGCUUCACCCUAUCAGCGACCCGCUCCAUGGUCAAAUUUUGGGGAAAAGGAAAAAAGGUUGUGUGCAGUGCUUCUAGAGUUUCUUCUGGCCUGGCUCCAUCCUCCCUUAAUUUUUCGCUGCCCACCUCCUUUUGCCACCCACCGCAAAACAGUCUCUCUGUCUCACUCUAGAGUUUUCUGGUUGUGUGAAACGCGGAGUGAAGGUGGGGAAGGUUGUGUGCGACAAUGCAGCAAACUUGCAGGCUUUUCUGUGUACUUAACCAGCCAUCUUUUUAGUUUUUCAGAUAAAAAAAAUGGCAAUGUGUGCAUAACCACUUAACUGUCUGCCAGAUGAAGGGUUACCUCUGUUAAAAAAGAAAAAAAAAAAGUGCACAGGACUGUUUGAACAGGGUUCGCUGUUGGUUCGUCACAACCUCCCUGUAUAGAUGGAACCUGCAAGUGCUGUCCUGAGAGGAAAACAAAAAAAAACAAAAAAAAAACAAAAAAGUUUAUUUUCUUCGAUGUCAGAAGUGAUAAUGUAACGCUAUAGUGUGCCUCAAUGCAGUCUCUCAUGGACCGCGCUUUUUUUUUUCCCUUGUGUAGCCUAACCGUGGGUUUUUUGGAAGGCAUCGUUGGUUCUUGCUACGGUUAUACUUUGCUCUUUUGCUGGCCCUUGUUUCUAUUCUUCUCGUUGUCUCACUUUUUCUGCCAAUUCUGUUGUACCUGUGUAGAACAGUGGCGUGCCAGACUAAUUCCAGCGUGCGAUUUAUCUUGCUUAGUCUUCUACACGCCUCUUUGAUGUGUGGCGGUCUAUUCUAGUGGUGGUGCACGUCGCAAGUCGCUCGUGUCAGCCGAAAGCCGUGAACUGCUGCUUUUCUUCCCGAGCUUUUCUUCCCGAACUCUAUUUUUUUAAUUUGAUCCGAACGUCUUUGUUCGUACUUUUUUACCGUUUAUUUAUGAUGUAGUUGUUCAGUUUCCUGCAAAAUAAAAUGGGAAGAAAAGAAGGCUUUAAGAAUAACGCAUUGCGCCCAUCGCUCAAGGAAGAUCAUGUGCGUCAUGUUCCAUUGCUCAUUGUCACCCUUUUCUUCCAUUCUUUUUUUUUUUCUCCCGAGGAUGGGUAGUCUUCGAGUCAUAACAAAUCAUUCUCAGUCAUCUCUUUCCUUUUCCCAGUUAUAUAUUAAUUUUUUUGUAAAGAUUUACAAAAUAUCUUCUCGAAGGGGGAGCAAAAUUAGUCCUCUUUAUUUCUCUCACAGUAAUUAUUACGUUGAAAAAUACCCCUUCCAAAGUCGUCUACCUUGCUCUACAAGUCUUACGAGGUUUAUAGAAGCGGUGCCUUCGUGUUGGGAAUCUUUUUUCCUAAACAGGUUCAUCCAGAUGUUCUUGUCUGUUCUUGUCGGAACUGAUGCCUGGAACAGCUGUCGUGAUUUAUGCCUUAAUGAGCUUUAUUAUCCUCGAACCCAACGCCAUUUUCUAGUGUGCCCGUUCUCUCUCUUCUUUUUUUUUUCUUUUACAUGAUUCCAUAUUUCGUUGGCAUCCGCACGAGUUCUCUCCAUGUUCUUGAGAGAGAACUUGGAACGCUGUUCCUUGUCCCCACUCCUUCUGAAAACCUUGUCCAGUCCGUGUCAACUACUGCUGUUACUACUGGAAAUUGUCGUCCAUGUAUCUGUGAUAAGCUUUAAAAAACCUUUUUUUUUUUCUUUUCUUUUGAAGAAAAUGUUCUUCGAUUACUUCGAUCGCAAUGAAUGCUGCUGUAGUGCCAAAAUUUGAAGCGUGGUUAUAAAACAAAUCGGUUUUCGUUGCAUGUCGCUAGGAUCUUGCAAGCAUGUGAGUGAAUACCGUUUUGUUUCUCCUAGAUUGUGACAUGUUCAAACAAGCACACACAUACACAAGAUGAUGGUAAUAAGGCGAAAAUCUUGCUGCACAGUUUUACAAAAUGUAAACAUUGCUGCUUGUACACGUUUCCAAUCGUAUAUAUACAUAUAUGUACACACACUCUGUACACUGUACUAUUGUCAUUGCAGACUGCGGUCCUGUCACAUUGAUAGGGAAACGUGGUGUUGUGCAUUUUUUUUUCUCUUUGUUUUCGGCUCCAUUUUUUUUUUCUUUUCUUAUGUAGCGGGAGAAAAAACUGUUUCUGUGCUUCCGGAUCAAAAUUGUCAUGUUAUCACAACUCUUUCUUCAGAACUGUACACGCAUCCCAUGUGGGUAUGAAAAAAAAAAGUACAAAGUUUAUUGUUUGAUUUUUCUUUGUGUUGAUAUAAUGACAGAGAAUUGUGAAAAAUAAAAAAAAAAUCUUUCGACCAAUGCGAAAA
Rhipicephalus microplus (southern cattle tick) is the source of this 4947-nucleotide messenger RNA. RefSeq names its product MAPK interacting serine/threonine Lk6 kinase (gene Lk6). The record is from RefSeq and is a predicted model, not a curated record. Gene Ontology annotation, biological process: protein phosphorylation. Gene Ontology annotation, molecular function: protein kinase activity; ATP binding. Lineage: Eukaryota; Metazoa; Arthropoda; Arachnida; Ixodida; Ixodidae.